Molecule: messenger RNA, 4971 nt
Organism: Anolis sagrei ordinatus
Lineage: Eukaryota; Metazoa; Chordata; Lepidosauria; Squamata; Anolidae
Gene: PWWP2A
Product: PWWP domain containing 2A
Cellular component (GO): nucleus; chromocenter
Molecular function (GO): chromatin binding
Source: RefSeq, a predicted model, not a curated record
GGAGGAGGAGCGGGAAGCAACAGCAGAGAAAAUGGCGGCCGUGGCUGCGACUGCGGCGGCGGCGGGGCCGGGCGAGGGGUCCGCCGGCGAGGCCGAGCCCACCCCGGGCAGUGAGGCGGGCGCAGACCCGCUCCCGGCCGGCAGCCAGGCCGCGGUGGAGCCGGCGGCGCCGGAGGCCAGGGAGGAGCCCGAGCCGGCGCCCGGGGGAGCGCCUCAGGAGGAGCCGCCCGCGCCCACGCCGCCCAGCAGCCCCGCCGAGGAGGAGGAGGGGGAGGAGGAGGAGGAGGAAGAGGCCGCCACGCAGGGCCCGGGCAGGCCGCCGCAGCAGCAGCAGCAGCAGCCACAGCGCACCCCCGAGGGACUCCCCCCGUCCCCGCCGCCGCCACUGCUUCCUCAGGCCGCAGAGGAAGGGCACGGCGCCCAGGAGGAGCCGCCUUUGCCCUCGCCUUUGCCUUCGGCUGAGGGCCCCUCCGAGCCGCCCCGCACGGAGGAGGAGGAAGAGGAGGAAGAGCCGGGUGCUGCUGCUGCCGCCGCCGCCGCUGCUGCCAGCCUCGCUGCUGCCGCCGCCGAGACGCCGCCGCCGGAGGAAGAGGAGGAGGAGGAACAGGUCGCUGUCCCGGCGCCUGCGGGGCCCGAGGGAAGAGGAGGAGGAGCCGAAGAGGAAGAGGCCGCGGAGGCGCCGUCGCUGCUGCUGGUGCCGGGCUCCGAGGUGCGGGUCACCCUGGACCACAUCAUCGAGGACGCGCUGGUGGUGUCUUUCCGCUUCGGGGAGAAGCUCUUCUCCGGGGUCCUCAUGGACCUCUCCAAAAGGUUUGGACCCCAUGGAAUCCCUGUGACCAUAUUUCCCAAAAGGGAGUACAAGGAUAAACCUGAAGCGAUGCAGCUUCAGAGUAAACCAUUCCAAGACGAGAUGCCGGUGAAGUGUGAAGCCAAUGGUGUCGUCACGGACUCUUCUCCCAUGCAGCCAUCAGAACCCAGCUUGGCUAAAAGCCUAUGGACUUCCAAGCCACCUCCCCUCUUCCAUGAAGGAGCGCCGUAUCCUCCUCCUUUGUUUAUCAGGGACACAUAUAACCAGUCAAUACCUCAACCUCCGCCUCGGAAAAUUAAACGACCCAAGCGGAAAAUGUACAGGGAGGAACCCACUUCUAUUAUGAAUGCUAUCAAGCUACGACCCAGACAGGUCUUGUGUGACAAAUGUAAAAACAGCAUUGUUGCAGAAAAAAAGGAAAUUAAGAAGGGCAGCAAUGUAAGUGACUCCCCAAGGUAUGAGGAUAGUAGAAAGCGAAGAAAUGAAAGCAUAACUACUGUGAAUAAAAAAAUUAAAACUGAUCAUAAAGUUGAUGGGAAAAGCCAAAAUGAAAGCCAGAAAAAGAAUUCUGUGGUCAAAGUGGCAAAUAUUGCCCACAGCAGAAGCAAAGUAGUUAAAGUCCCCACUCAAGCAAAUACAUCAAAAACGCAGUUAAACACUAAAAAGGUUCUCCAGAGUAAAAACAUGGAUCAUGCAAAAGCUCGAGAAGUGUUGAAAAUAGCCAAAGAGAAGGCACAAAAGAAACAGAGUGCAACCUCUACUUCCAAAAAUGCACAUUCAAAGGUCCACUUCACGCGGCGUCUUCAAAACACCAGCUCAGGUUCCCUGCCCCCUCGAUUGCGCCUGAAGCCCCAAAGGUACCGAAAUGAAGAAAACGACUCUUCUCUCAAGACGGGGCUUGAGAAGUUGCAGAGUGGCAAGAUGGCAGCUAAGCCCCAGUCUCGCUGCUCCUCUACCCGCUCAGCAGGUGAGGCCCCUUCAGAAAACCAGAGCCCCUCAGAAGUCCCCGAAGAGGCCCACAGUGAGGUUCAGGACACCAGUGAAGUGCAUGUACCUGUUGAUCAGGAUGAACAGCAAACCCUGGGCAAGAGAGGCAGCAAAAGCAAUAUAACGGUUUACAUGACCCUUAAUAAAACGAAAUCUGACUCUUCCAGUGCAUCAGUUUGUAGUAGUGAUAGCACAGAUGACUUGAAGUCCACCAACUCUGAGUGUAGCACUACUGAAAGUUUUGAUUUUCCUCCAGGCAGCAUGCAUGCACCUUCUUCCUCUUCCUCCUCCUCCUCGUCCUCUUCAAAGGAAGAGAAAAAGCUCAGUAAUUCCUUGAAAAUGAAAGUCUUUUCAAAAAAUGUCUCUAAAUGUGUCACACCAGAUGGCAGGACCAUAUGUGUAGGAGACAUUGUUUGGGCCAAGAUCUAUGGCUUCCCAUGGUGGCCAGCCCGUAUUCUUACUAUAACUGUGAGCCGGAAAGAUAACGGCCUUUUAGUCCGACAGGAAGCUCGUAUUUCAUGGUUUGGGUCCCCAACAACAUCUUUCCUUGCUCUUUCACAGCUCUCCCCUUUUUUAGAAAACUUUCAGUCGCGAUUUAAUAAGAAGAGAAAAGGUCUUUACCGCAAGGCCAUUACAGAAGCAGCCAAAGCUGCUAAGCAGCUAACUCCUGAAGUUCGGGCCCUGCUGACACAGUUUGAAACAUGAACAUGAGAAGUAAGCUCAGAGACAUUAGUUAGCUGCUGUAUUUGAAAUUCUCGACACUGGCAUGAAAAGGAUCUGCUCACCAGAAGUGACAUGGAACUCUGCUUUCCUCUCAAAUGUAGGUCAUGGUGUACACUAGGAGGACCUUUUCAAAAUAAACCCAGCCCUUUUCCAGGACGUGUAUACCUAUUGUAAAUUCACUUUGGAAGCUGAGAUGUCAGAACAUAUUUUAUAAACUUUUUUUUUUGCAAUAAAUAAGGCAUGAGCCAAGGAGCCUGUUGAAAAAUGAACAUGCAAGGAACCACUUGAAUUACUAGUAUGAAGACUCACAAACUGUAUUCGUACUCUUCAAAUGUGAUUGCGUAAAUAGGAUGGAGUCAAGACACCUGGAAAGUUGGCUGUAAACUUCUGAACAUUUACUUUUGUUCUUAGCAUAGGUUGUGUUUUACAUCUUAACAAAUUUAGUCUAUAGGUGUUAGCAGAGCUGUAACCUUCUUACUGGAAACAUUUCCAAAUGCAGCUGUGGUGACAAGGACUGACAGGCAUGUUUGGAGACCAAGGUUUCCACAGAGAUGGUGGCAAUAGUGAAUUCUAUAUAACUUUACGUGGCUAUAAAGCAAAGAUCCUCCCAUGUGAAGACUGUUUCUUUGAGAGCAAGAAUAUAGAAUAUUUUGUAAAAAUAUAGUGGAAGAGUCUGGAAUGCACAUGAAUUGUAUUUGCUUGUGAAUAACAAUAUCGACUGUCAAAAGCAGGGUUUUCUAAAAUUGGGUUCUAGCAGAUAUCUAAAGUCAUGACAUUCUCUUUCAAGCACAGUGAUAUUGCACAUUACAUUGUCAUGACUUUGUCAUAAUUAACCUGUUCCACCAGGACGUACUUACAAUCAGUUUCAGCUUGGCGUGAUUUUAGUCCAGUAUUUCCAAUGUUAAGAUGGUUUACAUUGACCCAAAGCCCUCAUUUCCCAUCAAAGAAGUAUCCGAUCUUUUGGACUUUAGUAUUUAUCUGUGAAAUGGUUCUGCAUUUCAAGGGUAUACCUGACCUUCAGGAUUUAGCACCCACUGUCAAUAGUCUUCUAAUCUUAAUUUCAAGGUAGGCACACUUUCCUAAUUUGCAUUUAAUUUUCUCAGCAGCAGAGCAGGAUUCACCAGGUAGAUAGGACAGGGUGAUAUGUCAAAAUGAAUGCACAAUCCAAAGAUGGAUGCAAAUAUCAAGAUACCAUGAAAAUACAAGGAUGCCUUCUAAGCACAGACUGGUCAGUCUUGCACGGCAUUAGGAUACCUGUUGCCAGGUUAACAGAAAAGGUCUGUUUCCCAAAGUUACCUGUACCAGGCAACUACAAAUUGAAGUGUAGGCUUUGUAAUUUCGAUGGAUAUUGUUGCAAUCAGGAGUUUCCCUUGGCUUUAUUUGGCAACAGAUGUAUAUUUUUAAAUAGCAUUCUAAACCCAGGAAGUAUAUAUUAUGAAUAUAUUACAAUACAGUUCUAUAUUAAAGAUUUCGUAAGAGUCUGUGAAAAUGUGUAAAAAAAAUAUUUAUAAAAAGGCCACUUAACUUUUAAAAAAAUUACCUGCCUUCAAAAUGAUUUAAUACAAUAGUAAGUUCAACUGUGCCACUUUUCAUAAGAAACCAUAGAUGACUUUUAAAAGGAUGACAAACAACUUCUUUGCAGUAUUUCUACUGCAGUCAAAGCAAAGGAGAGAGAACAUUUAUUUUUCCCCACAAGUUGUCACAGAGUCAGAUUAGAAAUCAAUUGGGGAAAGAGGACAAAAGAUACAGCAGUGAAUGGGCACUGUUUAGUUUGCCUCUAGAGACAAAAUGCUGCUUUAGACCAUCCUAUAUCUAAAAAGGAGUGUCUCUUCACAGGAGAAGACGCAUAUUUUGGAAGUAACUGUGGCACAAAGUGAUAGCUUCUACUCAGGAAAACUGUCAGGCUACAAAAACAAGGGUACUUAUCUGGAGAGAUAGCGGAGAGCCGGUAGUGCCUGCAUCGACUACAUCCAACUCUUAGCCAGUUUCCUAAUUCCUUUUUCUUGAGCACCAACACUGCCCAUUUUGCAUCUCUAAGAUAGUAUGAGAUGGAAGAGUUACAGGUUUUUAUCUUAUGGGUGGAAAGGGGAGGGUAGGUUUGGGGGGGGGGGGGAACGGGACAGAUUGGUGACUAAUUCAUACUUGCUCAUGAAGAAUUGAGAAAAUGCAAUCGCCUUGUUGUUCACUUUGAAAUAUUGUCAGGGAAUUUUAGUGGUAGAAGUAAUGUGUUGCUUUUCACCUUUUUUUGCUUUCAUUGCUUAAUAUUUAAGCUUUGCUCCAUGCUACCUUUUAUGUCUGUAUACUGUGUCACUAGGCCGCUUUCAUUUGGUAGACUUGAAUAAGGAGAAAUGAUUCAACCUUUACAGUUUGCUUGGAAUUAAAUGUUCAAGAAUGUUGUAUGCCAUCUAUUCAAAUAAUAAAGCCUUGAUUUUUUUUCUCUGCACUUUUAAAAA